This is a messenger RNA of Protopterus annectens (West African lungfish), 916 nucleotides long. RefSeq names its product methyltransferase-like protein 27. The transcript is spliced from 5 exons. Gene Ontology annotation, molecular function: S-adenosylmethionine-dependent methyltransferase activity. Lineage: Eukaryota; Metazoa; Chordata; Ceratodontiformes; Protopteridae. The record is from RefSeq and is a predicted model, not a curated record. The coding region runs from base 34 to 753 and encodes 239 amino acids.
AACAGGCUGAGAGAGUAAUAGUAAGUGUAAAGAAUGGAAGAUGUGACUAACAGCAAGACAUUUUCUGAUGUGAAGAAAGUUGUAGCCUCUGCCCACAGAAAUACAUCAGCUGCAGACAAAAUUAAAUUUUAUGACAGCUGGGCUUCUAAUUAUGACCAGGAUGUUGGAAUUCUGGAAUACAGAGCUCCACAGCUGGCUGCACAAAGCCUUGUCCGUCACUUCCCCGAGGAACGAAGUAAUGUACAGGUUUUGGAUGUCGCUUGUGGCACAGGACUUGUUGCUGCACAGCUAAAUAAAUAUGGAUUUGGAAUUAUUCAUGGGAUAGAUGGGAGUAAAACAAUGUUGGAGCAAGCAAAAGAAAAAGGGCUAUACCAGGACCUAAAGCAAUGCAUGAUGGGAAAUGAUCCACUUCCUGUAGUGACAGCUUCUUAUGACGCUGUCAUUAUUGUCGGAGGACUUAGUGAGGGGCAGGUGCCCUGUUCAGUGAUACCAGAGUUGUGCAGAGUGACUAAGCCAGGUGGCUAUAUCUGCAUGACAACACGGACCAACACUUCCAAUAUCACAUACUGGAGACAGCUUCAAGGCAUGCUGAAGCAACUGGAACAACAGGGUUUGUGGGAGCAGGUUGAUGUGCAGCAGGUGAAUGAAUGGGAGAAAGCUGUAUCUGAGGAAGAAUCUACAGGUUCUCCAUAUAUUUCUGGCAUCAUUUAUUUGUACAAAAAAUGUACACUUCAGCAGUCACAGCAAACGUAACAUUCUUUGUCAUACACUUCUACUUCCCUUGUAGCUGUUGGAACCCAUGUGUAGAAAAAUGAUUAGCAUAUUCUUACUAUACUGUAGAAAUAACUUUCAGUUAGUGAUACAAUGCUAGAAAUGUGAAAGUACUUUUAAAACUAAUAAAAAUGUUAGAAGCUUU